This is a messenger RNA of Abrus precatorius (Indian licorice), 1089 nucleotides long. RefSeq names its product calcineurin B-like protein 1. Gene Ontology annotation, molecular function: calcium ion binding; kinase binding. Gene Ontology annotation, biological process: calcium-mediated signaling. Lineage: Eukaryota; Viridiplantae; Streptophyta; Magnoliopsida; Fabales; Fabaceae. The record is from RefSeq and is a predicted model, not a curated record. The coding region runs from base 139 to 780 and encodes 213 amino acids. The transcript is spliced from 9 exons.
UGUGACUGUAGCAGUCACUGUUACUCUCCUUCGGUUUCGUGAAUCGAAUCCCAUCUGAUCCCACCAGGACGGCACAAUCAAAGUAAAGAAAAGAGCGGAGUGGACAGAUCUCAAUUCUAAGCGAAACGACACCCAUUCAUGGGCUGCUUCAACUCUACUGUAAGAAGACAAUUUCCUGGCCACGAGGACCCAGUAACUCUUUCAUCACACACCGCAUUCAGCGUUAGUGAGGUUGAAGCACUGUUUGAACUUUUUAAGAGCAUCAGCAGUUCUGUUGUCGACGAUGGAUUGAUCAGCAAGGAAGAAUUUCAGUUGGCACUUUUCAAGAAUAGAAAAAAGGAGAAUCUCUUUGCAAAUCGGAUCUUUGAUCUGUUUGAUGUUAAGAAGAAGGGAUUCAUUGAUUUUGGUGACUUUGUUAGAUCACUCAAUGUCUUCCACCCAAAUGCUCCACUAGAAGACAAGAUAGAUUUUUCGUUUAGGCUCUAUGACUUGGACAAUACAGGCUUUAUAGAGCGUGAAGAGGUCAAGUUAAUGUUAAUUGCACUUCUUUGUGAGUCUGAAAUGAAAUUGGCGGAUGAGACAAUAGAAAAAAUACUUGAUAAGACUUUCUUGGAUGCUGAUCUGAAUCAAGACGGGAAAAUAGACAAGUUCGAAUGGCAAAACUUCGUUUCUAAAAAUCCAUCAUUAUUGAAAAUCAUGACCCUUCCUUAUCUGAGGGACAUUACAACAACUUUCCCGAGUUUUGUAUUUAAUUCCGAGGUGGAUGAAAUUGUUACAUGAGUGCAUACAGCUUAUGGUUAUGGAAGUAGUGGUAAAGUGAUAGAUGGCUCUUAGCACAACAUAUUCAGUUUUCAUAGGGGUGCCUUGAUUAUUUAUCGUUCUCCUGUGACGUGCCUUGUAUUCAUGAGUUGCUUUUGCCUCUUGUUCUUUGUUUCCUUUUGUGUUAUAUUAUUCUCACAAUAAAUUUACAUAAUUUAUUUUUCUUCAUCACAUCAUUCAUCUAAUCACUUUCUCCUCUCUCUUCUCUUUCUAUCUCUCUCUCUUUGUAAAAGCACUUCUUUCGACUGUAGAAAUACAUUUCUGUUUUUU